UUAUUUAGGGUUUAAAUCUGUUAACUCUGUUUUUAACUCUGUUAAAUUCUGUUACAUUGCAUUUAAUUUUAUUUAAUUAAAAUGCAUUUAUCAAUGUUUCCUCGCCUCCGGAGGAUGAAAUUGAAGGUUCGUGUGUUUUAUGUGGCUUUGUGGACCACAUUCGUGCUUCUGUUCGUCCGAGUCGAAUUCAGAUACCAUUUAAACGAUGUCAUCGAUUUAUCUGCACCGGCUUGCGCGUGCAUGAGCUGCGUAAUGGACUCUCAGAAGGAUCCGUGGUUCAGAGAACACUACGACGGCCGGGUGCCAAAACUUAUGAACAGGGCCAACAGCAAUCUCAGCGCGCUAACAUAUAACUGGUGGAAGAAGCUGCAAGGGUUCCGAGCAGGGAACCUUGGUGAUGUGGUAGAACCUCUGUUCUCACUGUUCCCUGAUGAGGAACAUUACAUGGACUCCAGUCCUGACCGCUGUCGAACCUGUGCUGUGGUCGGCAACUCGGCCAACCUGCUCAGAUCCCAUUAUGGUGCUAUAAUAGAUGCUCAUAACUUUGUCUUCAGGAUGAACAACGCACCGACUAAAGGCUAUGAGUCAGACGUCGGAGCAAAGACCACGCACAGAGCGAUGUAUCCCGAGAGCGCUGUAGACCUGGACAACUCCACCCAUCUAGUGCUGAUGCCUUUUAAAUUGCUGGAUCUACAGUGGCUCAUUAGUGCUUUCACCAAUAAGAACAUCACAAGAACAUAUAAGAAAGUGAAGGCUACAAUAAAAGCAAACAGAGACAAGGUGAUGAUCGUCAAUCCUGAGUUUAUUAGAUACGUUUAUGAAAGAUGGUUGAAGAAACAAGGGAAAUAUCCAUCUACUGGCUUUAUCAUGCUCAUGUUGGCUCUGCACAUCUGUGACCAGGUGAAUGUAUUCGGAUUCGGGGCGGGGCCAAAUGGACGAUGGUACCAUUACUUUGACCACUGGCAUCAUCCGCUCGCUAACUCAGGUGUACACAAAGGGGGAGUUGAAUAUGACACCAUCCUGAAACUUGAGCAGCAUCAGAUGAUCAAAAUGUUUAAAGGAUGGUGAACUUUUGCAUUGAGUACCAGGGCCUGUAUUCAUAAAGAGUCUGAUAAUGUCUAAACAAUCUCAGAGAGCUCCUAAUUUAGCUUAAAAAUCCUAAUUAGGAAUCUUAAGAGAGUGAUUCAGGACCAGAGCAACUCUGAACAAAGAAAAAACAACUUUAAUCUUCGAGAGGGGGCGGAGCUUAACCUGUUACUAGGUGACACAUUCUUUUGAAAACUUUUGGUUGUCUAACAAAAACAUAGAAGCACUUUUAAAAUCUGCUCUAUUAUAAACCUACACUUUGUCUCUAUGUUCAGAUAUUUGAGGUUAUAUCGUGUAGGGAUUACGUUGGUGACCGAUCGUAUUAGAGAUGUUCUAACAUGUAAUAUGUUAUAAAUGUAAAUGUAAACAUCUCUGACACAGAGCAGAAAAGUCAUAGAGACAAAUUAUAUCAUUUCUGCCUCUGUGGCAUUUCUGCUCUGUGUCAGAGACUUUAGAGUAUCUUUAAAUGACAUAGUGGCAGAACAUAGUGGUAAGCGUGUGUGUGUGUGUCUGCAUGUGCGUGUCUGCAUGUGUGUGUCUGCAUGUGUGUGUCUGCAUGUGUGUGCGUGUGUGUGUGCGUGUAUGUGUGUGUGCGUGCGUGUGCAUUUCUGUUCUGUUUUGGAGAUGAGAUGUUAUCUCUAAUAUUAUUGGUCACAAAAAUAAUCCCUACACGAUCUGAUCUGUAUCAUUUUAUUAACUCUAUCAUUAUUAAAUAUUAAACACAACACAUUUCUUCUCCCUCUUCACCUUUCAGUCAUUUUCU
This is a messenger RNA of Tachysurus vachellii, 1849 nucleotides long. Its product is annotated as CMP-N-acetylneuraminate-beta-galactosamide-alpha-2,3-sialyltransferase 2-like. Bases 82 to 1068 code for a protein of 328 amino acids. The transcript has 6 exons. NCBI's taxonomy places the organism in Eukaryota, Metazoa, Chordata, Actinopteri, Siluriformes, Bagridae. The record is from RefSeq and is a predicted model, not a curated record. Gene Ontology annotation, molecular function: beta-galactoside (CMP) alpha-2,3-sialyltransferase activity.